AUGAGUUCCGAAAUUAACAAGCUUUCCAAUUUGGUGUCAAAUCACUUGAAGAUUGUUGAUAAGAAAAUCACGGGAAAUGAACAAUUUCAUUGGAAUAGACUCAAAAGAACUCCUCAAAUACUAAAACAAAAAAUAAAGUUUGCUGCCGGCUCUUACACUGUUGAUCAAACGUUUAAUGAAUUGGACGAGGAGCUUAUUGCAAUUGAAGCUUCUAUCAAAAAGUUGCUGAAGUACGCAAAGGUAUUUGGUGAAAGUAUGAAUCAAAUAUUGUCCAACUCAGUGGGCUCAGCAGAAAGUUUUCAGAACUUAAUUGAUCCUUACACCAAUUUGAAAAACGACAGUCAAAUCUUAGACGAUGCGUAUACAGCUUGGUCCAAAAUUACCAAAUAUAAGCAUAAAGUUAAAGAUAUUUUUGUUGAAACUGAAAUUGACCAUUUGGUAUCGUCUGUUGAAAAAAAAUUACUGGAAAUAUGUAAAAUUUACAAUGCUGUCUUCAAAAAGAUUGAAUUGCGGAAAACCGCAUUGUUGGAUUACGAUAAAGUUUACAACGACCAUGAAUCAUUAUUGCUAAAACAGGAGCAAAGUGAACUCACAUUGAAACAAAACAACCAACUUUAUUCUUUAGAAAGAAAACUUGAAGACACCAAAACAAGAUAUACAAGGAUAAAUUCAUUAUUGGUGAGAGAACUACCACUUUUGAUAUGUUUCACCCAAGAAGCAAUGGGAUAUGUUCAAGCUCAUAUUUACUACGUCCAUUUAACUUUCUGCUAUCAAGUUUCUGAAAGAAUCAAAGAACACGACUUAAUUGAAAAUGAUGUGAACAAAAUUGUUAGCGAUUUUUUGCUCAAGAAUGAUCCCAUUGUUAAAGAAAUAGAAACAUCCAUAUUGGCUCCACAUCAAAUAGACUCAAACAAUGAUUAUGCUAAAAUUAACGAAUCAUACUGCUAUGCGUUACAUGAUUUUGCUGGAGAAGAAGAGUCAGACUUGCGGUUUUCCAAAGGAGACAAAAUCAAGAUUCUUGUGGGGAAUGGAACCUGGUGGGAAGGUCAGUUACAUGGAAAAAUAGGACAAUUUCCUUCCAACUAUGUCCAAUUAGUCUAA
Messenger RNA from Candida dubliniensis CD36, 1101 nucleotides. RefSeq lists its product as uncharacterized. Lineage: Eukaryota; Fungi; Ascomycota; Pichiomycetes; Serinales; Debaryomycetaceae. The coding region runs from base 1 to 1101 and encodes 366 amino acids. The record is from RefSeq and is a predicted model, not a curated record. Gene Ontology annotation, cellular component: Rvs161p-Rvs167p complex; actin cortical patch; medial cortex. Gene Ontology annotation, biological process: plasma membrane tubulation; endocytosis; actin cortical patch localization. The transcript has a single exon. Gene Ontology annotation, molecular function: lipid binding; protein binding.